This is a messenger RNA of Stylonychia lemnae, 6492 nucleotides long. Lineage: Eukaryota; Ciliophora; Spirotrichea; Sporadotrichida; Oxytrichidae. The record is from the annotation of a GenBank genome assembly.
AUGUUAAAGGCAUCUCAAAAAUCACUUUAUAGAAAUCUGUAAAUUAUAUACUUGAUCCCAUACUUUUCAGUCUAUAGAGAAAUGCACAAGUUAUUCAAAGUUCCAGUAAAAGAAGUACCCUAGCCCUAGGCAAUGCAUGAUAUUCUUGAUAUUACUGCUACCUACGAUCGCCAUUUAGGAUACUUGAGAAUGAACAGAGAACAUAGAUUCAACACCUUGACUUCAAACUUCAUUAAAAACGUCAAGAGAGGCAUAGAAACUCUCUACAAUGAUGACAAUAUUAAGUUAAUAUACUUAACUUCUGAGAAGGGAGAGCAGUUCUGCAAUGGGACUGACUUCAGAACUCUUCUUUAUCACAAGACCCAUAAUCAGCCUGAGAAGAUUGCAUAAUAUUUAGAAGAUCUCUACGAUUUGCAAAUCUACACAGCAAAAGUCAACAAGCCAAUGCUAGCUGUCGCUCAUGGACACUCCUUCAACUCAGGUGCUUCAUUCCUUCAAGCCAUAGGCUUCCCAAUUACUUCUCACAAUUCUACUAUUGCCUUCAAUGAUGUGCAAUUUGGGUUUGUACCUCAUGGUGGCUCCACCUAUUAUCUGAGCAGGCUCCCAGGAGAGCUUGGUACUUUCCUUGGCAUUACUGGACUUCAUAUGAAUGGAGUUGACGGAGUUGAACUUGGCUUCGCUGAUAAACUAAUUGACUCUACUAAACAUUACGAAGCAAGCAUCAUGGAUGCAUUUACUAAUCUAGAAAUGCCUUAUCCAACUGGAUUUUAAUUGUCUGACAGUGAUAGAAUUAAUACUAGAAAGGCAAUUGCUGGAGCUUAAUUAAAUUUUUAAUAACAGCAAAGAGGCUUAAGAAUAUCUGAGGCUCUGAGACUUUCCCAUAAUCCACUUUCUGAGCUUGAGUUCUAAGAGCCAAAAGAUAGAACUGCUUAGACAAACAAGCAAGCUGAGAUGUAUUAUAUGAUGGAAAUGGACAAAUACAACGAAGCGAAUUUUGGAGUAAAAAGUGAUUCCAACAGUGAACUCCUAGGAGAGCACAAUCAGACUGUCUUUCAUAAUUAUUACGGCUGGCUUAUUGAUUACAUAAAAGGAUAUACACCCUAGAAUUUCGAUGCAAAUAAAAGCAAGUUCAAGAAGCACCUCUAGGUUAUUGACAGAUGCUUCUAUUCAAACUCAAUUGAAGAAAUAAUAGAGAAUUUAAAGAGAGAGAAUACUCCUUUCGCCAAAAUGUGUCUUGAUUAAAUGGAAAAGAAUUCAAUGCUCUCUAUGAAACUGACUCUCAGGAUGCUGAGAGAAGCAAAAAACCUUGAUUAUAAAGGCUGUCUUUAAAAUGAAAUUAAUGUUGCCUUAAACAAAAUAGAAGACUCUGAGUUUGAUCAUGGAGUCUAAGAAAUCCUUCUAAAACCAGGAAAGUAUGGAUCAAAGCCUUAAUUCAAAAGGGACAUUUCCUCAGACCAAGUCCAAAGCUUUUUUGAAAAGAACUAAUUCACAGAUGCCGUAUAACUCAAUGUAGUUGAGAAAGCCCUUCUACCCACCAGACAGUACUAUCAAAAAUACACUGAUCAGCUAAGACUUUGGAUUAAUGAAGAUACUACCCCUCAAUCAGAUGUGCGCAAGUCAUUCUCCUUUGAUUUAAAGAAUGCUCUCAGAUACCACGGUAUCGAUAUUAGAGAUAGAGCUAUGACUAUUUAAAUAGCUAGAGAUCAUCUUUAUGAAAAGGAAAACUCCUAGAGAAUACUGAAAGUAAUGAUAGAAAGAUUAAACCACUUCAGCACAGACCCAAAACUUUAAGAAAUAUACAAAGAAAAGGUCAAGAAGGAGCUCGCCGUCCUUUAAAAAGACAAGGAAUUGUUUUAUAAGAGAGUAAAUGGCCAUAUUAGAGACAUCUUCGAAUAAGCUUAUCUUAAGAAACUUUAAAAGGUCUUUGACAAAAGCAAGGAAAUCCAUGAUUUGGAUAAACGUAAAAUGCUUAUAAGAUUCAAGAAAUUCCUCUUCCAAUCGAGACUACUAGUAUAUUCUGAUCAAACUGAUAAAAGCGUACAGUAAAUAGCAAGCAUGCCAUUCAAAGAGGUUCACUUAAAAGAAGAUUGGGAUAAAACAUUCCUAGAUAUGGAGCAUCCAGAGAUAUCUACAUCAAUAAUUCAUCAUCUCUCAAAAGCUAUUGGGAAGGUUUCAAUUGCUCCAGUAGAGUUAGCAAAGCAUUAUAUGCAAAAUCAAAAAAUUGCUUAGAGCUUAACAAGACUUACUUUUAACAAGGAAGAGUUGAUGAAGUUGAGAAAAGAUGUAUUCGAGAAUCCUGAGAAGUAUGAAAAAAUUUUAACAACUUACAAGGAGAGCCCAGUCACUCUAGAGACCAAGACAACCCAAGACAUCAGAGCUGAGGAAUGGGAUUAUUGGUAUAGAGUUUACAACGAUGGAUACAACCCAUGGGACAAUAUUCCAUAAUUGCAGUUCUAUAUGUCAUACAAAGAAUGGGUAGAUAAAGUUGAUCAAAGGGCAUAUAACACUCUAAAAUAUGUGAUCACUAGACUUAUUAAUGAUUUUGAGCAUUAAGAGGGAGUUAAUGAGAUCUUGGAAUUCAGUCCAGAGCAAAAAGAAACUAAGAGAUAAUAACUCAACAGACUACUAGGGUUAAUCUACAAUACUGAAAUCCCUUAAGAACCAAAAUAAAUCAAAGGCAGAAGAGCUGAGAAAACUGACAUUGUAAUGAAAACAAGAUCACUUUAAGACAUAAGGCGAGCCAUCGAUGGAUUAAUCAGAGAAGAUUAACAUAUGAAAAAUUUGAUACCAGAGUUAGCUCCUGGAUAAUAAAAUCCAUUGAUUGCAAAAUUUAGAGAAGAAUUGCUAGAAAAAAUCUAUCAAAGCUUAGAGUUCAUCCUUUUAAACAAUAAUCCAAACUAUCCAUUGGAUAAAAACGUUCUAUAACAAAGACUUGCUGUUAUAACAUCUCCUACUAAUGGUGAAUAGGCUAAAAUUGCUACUCUUAAUGUUAUCGAUUAGUUCCUAAAUGAUCAUAAUGCUGAGCAAACGAUUAAGUAUGCAAUUGAAAUGACCAAGCCUUUCAUAUUCUAAAUGCUUUAAGAAUCUUUGGAAAAAGAAACUGAUAAGGUAGGAGAAGCUUUCUAAGUGAGUGAUAUGGCUAUUACUUAUCUCGAGGCUUAUUAGUUUGCUACUUAGCAUGGAGACAUUAUACACUCCGACAUUUUCAAGAAUAUGAUAACUUACCAUGUCGAAAGAGAAAGAUAAAAAAUACUUGAUGAGAAAUUCCCUGAGGGUACGGAAUCAUUCGCUUGGAGAACCUACCUUAAUUUAAUAGGAACUGCUUAGCCUCCAGCACACAUGAAUAUUGAGCAACAAGAAAAAUUCUUUGAGGAAAGAUAGAGAGAAGAUGCAAAAUUAUUUAAUGAAUUAAAUGAAGAAUUUAGCAAAGAUGAGCUGUCAUAUUAAAAGGAUAUUGAAGAAUUCCACGAAAUGAAUGUCGAAUUAUCAGUCAAAUAAUUGGAAUAAGAAGUAAUAAAUAAUGAUCCCUCACUGAAUGUUUCCAGAUUCAAUGCAAGUGAAAUUGAACAAAUUUAAGCAAUGGCAUUAAGAGUUGAAAUCACUAUGAGGGAGCUAAAUAGCAAUAUAGAGAUGCUGAUUGAAUAAUCUUCUAGAUAAGAUUGGCUACACAUUGUUAGUGCGCUUAUUGUGAAUCAUAAAAUGGACAUUAGGCAUAUGUUUAGAUAAGGUUUAUACUUGGAUGAAAUGCUUACACCCCCCUUGGAGAAAAUGUAGAAAAUUCUUGAAAGAUCUGAUGCUACAUUUUACCAAGCAGCUGAGUAUGCAGGUUUCCUAAGAGACAUCUAUGAAAAUCUAAGAGUUGCAGAAUCAGACAAAGAAAAAUUAAGAGAUUUAGAGAAAAUCUACGAUUUCUACGAUAAAAAGGUAAAUCAGCUUGACGAGACUGAAAAAGUAUCAAUUUUUGAGCAGCUUCUUCUUUAAAAGUAAGAGAUGUCCAGAUCUUCAAAAAGCCUUGCAGAUAAGGUAAAGAACCUAACAGAAUUGAAUCGCUAAUUAGAAAGAGAAAAAGAAGUUAAGGUUAAUGUUAAAAAUCUAGCAAGAGUUAUGCCCCAAGAGCACUAAGACUAAAUUAGCAACAUCUUAUCAAGUGACAAUUAAUACUUAGACUAUUCUAAACUUGAAUAGAUUCUCAGAAAUAAGCAAUAUGAGAAGCUGUAUGAAAGUUCAAGCAUCCUAAACAGAGAAAAGAUUAGCAAGGAUCUUAAGGAUGGCAAAUUGAUUAAUGAACUUAUGAAGAACUACCAGGAUAUUAAGUUAGAUGUGAUAUCAAUUGCCUAAGCUAGAGAAAUAAUUUCUAGCACUCAAAAUGACAAGUUUGUCAAUGAAAAGGUUUAGGAGUAGUCUCUAGCAGUCCUAGACUAUGUUAAUGAAUCUUUAAGAUUUAUUUCAAACGAUAGGAGAAAAGACAUUAGAUUAGGAGAGUAUAUGAAGAGACAUCAGCAAAUGAAUACAGGAAAGCAGUUUAGCUAAUAUUCGAAUGAGGUUAUUAGAAAUUUAAUAGUUAACACUCUGGGAGAACCAAUUGAAUCAGAUUAACCUUAAUUCGUUGAGCAGGUAAUUGGAGAUAUGAGAAAUAAUCCAUUUGUUGAUGACUAAAAAUCGAUUGAAGUCUUAGAUGCUUUUGAAAAAGGAAUGAGUUAUAAUGAAAGUCUAAAGCUAGAUAGUGAAAUUAAAAUGGAAAUAGAAUAGCCAAAUUAUUUCCCACCAACAUAUUCUAUACAGAGAAUCAACCCAACCACUGGAGUUCUUGAGAACAUAGAGCCCGCAGAGGCUGAGCUUGAAGAUCUGCUAGUUGAUGUUAAAUAGUUUGUAAAGAUGAAUACUGAAUUUAAAUUCACUUAAGCUGACUAUCAAAACAAAAUUCUUCAGCAAUAUGCUCUUGUUAACUUUGAUGAAAAUGAGGUCUAAAGAUUGAUAACUGAAUACACUGAGAAGAGAAUGAGAGAUCUCAUGUAUACCCCAGGCUUUAAGGAAAGAGUUAACUCUAAGGUGGGCCAUUUCUACAUUCAGGGCCUCAAAGAGGAAGUAAUCAGAGAGUUGAAUCUUGAUAAUCCAGCAGAGAUCGCUGAUCUUACAUAUGAAAGCGUUAUGUCUGAACCAUUCACUCAAUACGAUCCUGAAUCAUCAUAAAAUCUAUCGCAUCUCAGCAACACUGAGGCAGUUGGUUAUGAAAAUAUUGAUGAGAGAGCUAAAAACUAGGAGAAGAAUAGAGAACUCGCUCACUAAACACUAUUUGACGAAUUACUUGGAGAAUAUUUCUUAAAAAAGAGAACUCAAGUGGUUAACAUCAACUAAUUAGUGGAUUAACUAAAUGAGAAAUAUACUAAGGAUAAUUAGAACUAUAAAGAGGGAGACAAGCUAUAUACUGGAGAUAGAACUCAGAGAGCUACUUAGUAUUAUCCAUUCGAAGGAGACAAAAUCGGAAGUGCACCAAUUUCUUUCCACAAACUCGCUCAACAAAGAGAGAAAGGCUAGUUUGACAGACCAAUCUUAUUCCCUAGCAGCUUCACUGAGUUUAUGGAACUAGAUAUCUCAACCGCCUAAGCUUUAGAAAAAGAUAAAAAUGGGUUAAGUACCGAGUUAAGAGGCUUUGAUCCAAAGAAUCCUCAUAAAUUACCAGAAUAUAUCAAUGAUGCAGUUGACCCCAGAAAGCCAGCAGACUUAUACAUAGACUAUUAAUUGAGAGCUAUUUUAGAUGAGGUAUUUUAAGCUAGAGGAUAAUUAGAAAAAACUCUCUCGAGAAACGAACUACUUGCAUAUGAUAAAAUUCUGAUCAAGUAGUUAACUCAUCAGAGCAUUAUGCCAAGACUUUCAUAAUAGGUAGUUAGAGAUUUCAAUAUAGUUCAGUAAUUCGGACAUUCUGUAGAUAGAUAGAUUGAGGGGCAGAGGCAUGAUGAAUUCAGGUAGUUUGCUAAAACAGAGCACUAUUAAGCCGAAGAAAAUAGAAAAGUUAAGAAUGAAGAUGCAUAAUUUAAACUAAUCGCGUACUUGGCUAGUCUUGAGAGAUAGCGUAAUCAAUUUAGACAUGACGAAAAUAAAAUGAUUGAGAUUUCAUAGGAUUUGACUUCUUUUGAAUAAUUCUACAAGAAAGACUUGGAAUUUCAAAGUCUCAAAGAAUAAAGACCAAUUGAUGAAAAAGCCUACUCUGAGCCAAAGAGACCAAUACUUGAUAAGUUCUCAAAGAAAUUCGAGGAUGUCAUUAAACAUGAAGAAAACUAUGUGAAGGAAUUCGAGAGGUACAAAGAAAAUAAAAAGGAGACAUUCGAUAGAAAUAAGAUGUUCUUUGUGCUUGAAAAGUACUUCGAAAAGACAAAGAAUGAUAUUGCAGCCAAGAAAGAUCACGAUCCAUUAGACAAAGCUCAAGAAGCAAUUGUUGAAUACUUCAAUAAUCAAGAAAACAUCUAGUUCUUCGAGAGAAACAAGAUCUAAUGA